UCUCCGUCCCCAGACACCUACAUUCAGAAGACGAAGAAGUCGUUUAUGGACAGCCGCGCGCGCCGCAACCUGAACAACAUCCACGGAGAGCUGAAUGACGUACAGCGGAUUAUGAUGGAGAACAUUGACGAUGUCCUGCAGCGCGGAGCACAGCUCUCGGAUCUGGACACCAAAGCCAGCGGCCUGUCUAUAAUGUCUCAGAAGUACCGGAAGGACGCGCGGAACCUAAACAUGCGCAGCUUCUACGCUAAGGUGGCUGCCGGCGGUGUAUGCGCCCUCGUCUUCAUCCUCUACUUCUGGGUUCUCUAGUGGCUUAUUCCGGUUCAGACCGGAUCGUUCCGGCCCGGUACGGUUUGUACUGGAUCACGCCGGUUGCACCGCGUCAUCCAGAUGCUUUCGGCGUCAAAGACGCGGCGUUCGCGGCUCGCUGUCGCGCCGGCCGGUGAUGGUUUCGUGGCUUGGGGUUGGUCGUUCGCUGCCAUCGCUGACAGUGUGCCCCGAGCUCGAACAGCCUUGUAAUUCCAGCGCGGCGCAUCGCCGCCCAAUUGUGUUAUCUGUGCUAUUGGUUGCGGGGUUGAACGCGACGCCCGAUGGACGUCCAAAGUCUGCGCUCGUCGUCGCCGCGAGUUAUUGGCACUGAGAGAAUGCGCCGGCGGCGACCGGGGACGAAAAAUAGCAGCGGGUACAGACGCCGGCUCCGCUGGCAUUGUCAGCGGUGAGUUUUCCACAGUGUCUGCCGUGAGAGCGAGCGGUGAGAAUGUGAUAGUGUGGUGAGCAGUUGGGGCCCGGGGAAACAGUGCGCGUUGUUCGUCGUUUUCUGAAUCGUAAAAUCUUUUAAAUACUACUGGAAAUAAACAACACGUGAA
Messenger RNA from Amphibalanus amphitrite, 866 nucleotides. Its product is annotated as vesicle-trafficking protein SEC22b-B-like. Gene Ontology annotation, molecular function: SNAP receptor activity. NCBI's taxonomy places the organism in Eukaryota, Metazoa, Arthropoda, Thecostraca, Balanomorpha, Balanidae. Gene Ontology annotation, cellular component: ER to Golgi transport vesicle membrane; SNARE complex; Golgi membrane. The record is from RefSeq and is a predicted model, not a curated record. The annotation marks the transcript as partial. The transcript is spliced from 2 exons. Gene Ontology annotation, biological process: endoplasmic reticulum to Golgi vesicle-mediated transport; retrograde vesicle-mediated transport, Golgi to endoplasmic reticulum; vesicle fusion with Golgi apparatus.